AUGGAAUCCAGCUCAUCACUCCCACAGCUGCAAAGCAGGUCCUCCCUCUACACUUCUCCUCGUAGCAAGUUACAAACUUCCCCAAACAGACCAAUAACCGGCACAAGCAUGAUAUCAACCAACAGCGUCUUCAGUCAAUCCGCUACCACCUUAACCAGAAGCGUAAUUCAUUGGUCGUUUUCAAAAUCUAGCUCCCCCUCCUUAUGUGAGUAAAAAAAUGUUGCCUUCUUGCAAGGGAUUAAAAAUUUAUAGAAUAUUUUAUAGUAAUUUUUUUUCGAAAUUUAAAAUAAUCCUCAUUUGUAAAUUGGAAAGUUAAAAUUAAUUUAUUUUGUAAAUUUAUGUUCUAAACAAAAGGAAUUAUAAAUUCAAAAGGAUUAGCUAUAGAUUUCGUUAUAUAAUUAUUAUUUAUAUAUUAAAUAAUUUUUUCCAAAAAAAUAUGAAUCUUUCCUAUGGGUUUGCUUGCUCACCGGGGUAGUAAGCGUUUUAAUGAAUACAAAAAUGAUACCUCAGAUGUUCCCAUCCCUAAUUUAGGCAGUACACUGUCCCCAAGGGCUACAACCCAAGGUUUUGGAGGCAGAAGCUCAUUUAAACCGGUAGAAAGUCCUCCCCCUAAUGCAUAUGAUAUAAACUCACAUUUAUUUUCACGGCCUGGGCCUAUUAUACAUAAGAGAUUAAAUUCAGAAGAAGCUGGAAGAGAAUCUUGGGAUUGCCACGGAGAUGUCCCGGGUCCUGGAAAAUAUGAAAUAUCUCGAGAUUUUUUAGCAAAAAAUAAAGGAUUUUUGCUAAAAUCAAGAUGUGAGCCAAUUGAUGCAAGAAAAGUUGUCCCUGCUCCGAAUCAUUAUGCACCUAGGCUGAGUUUGACAUAUAAAAGCAGGUUUUCCGGAAUUUCUUUUGGGUUUGGAGGGAGGUAUAACUUUACCCCUAAAGAAGCAUCACUGAUCCCUGGGCCAGGGACAUAUGAGCUUCCUUCAAAAUUUAAUAAAAAAAAUCGUCAAGACAGAUCAGGGAAAGACAAAAAAACAACGGACAAUUUAUUUUUACCUUACUUACCCCCCCCCCCCUCCGUGAGCGAACAAAAAAAUUUUGUUCGCUCACGGAGGGGGGUUAAUUUUUUUUUUUUAAAAAAAAUUUAUAUAUAAAUUUUAUAAAAAAUAUAUUUUUUUCGAAAUUUAAAAAAAAUCCUAAUUUGCAAAAAUUGGGAAGCAAAUAUUAAUUUAAUUUGCAAAAUUUAUGUUUUAAAACGCAAUUUGUUUAAAAUUAAACAGAAUUAGCUCUAGAUUUCAUUAUACUAAUUAUCACUUAUAUAUCAAAAUUUUUUUCCAUUAAAAUUUUUUCUAUUAAAAAAAUUUUUGUUCACUCACGGAGGGUGGGUUUUUGGUCAAAAAAUGGCGAUUUUUCUAAUGGUUUUGUUCGCUCACGGAGGGGGGGGGAGUUAG
Molecule: messenger RNA, 1436 nt
Organism: Blepharisma stoltei
Lineage: Eukaryota; Ciliophora; Heterotrichea; Heterotrichida; Blepharismidae
Source: the annotation of a GenBank genome assembly